Molecule: messenger RNA, 1084 nt
Organism: Cicer arietinum (chickpea)
Lineage: Eukaryota; Viridiplantae; Streptophyta; Magnoliopsida; Fabales; Fabaceae
Product: steroid 5-alpha-reductase DET2
Biological process (GO): brassinosteroid biosynthetic process
Cellular component (GO): membrane
Molecular function (GO): 3-oxo-5-alpha-steroid 4-dehydrogenase activity
Source: RefSeq, a predicted model, not a curated record
AUGUGGCAAAACAAACAAUUAUUCCUUAUUUUGUCUUAUUCAUUCCUCUCAUUAAAUAGAGAUCUUGUUUCUAAAUCAUUGUCAUCACACUCUCGGACGCAUUUUAUCAAACACUUACAACAGCAUUCCGUCAAAAAAAUGAUCUUAGAAGACGAAUCUCUGUUCAACUACGCUCUCAUCACUCUCUACCUCAUAGCUCCACCAACCUUCAUCUCCCUCACAUUCCUCCAAGCCCCUUAUGGCAAACACCAUAGACCAGGUUGGGGUCCAAAUCUCCCACCAUACCUCGCUUGGUUCCUAAUGGAGAGUCCCACACUUUGGUUCACCCUUUAUCUUUUUCCAUUUGGUAACAACUCUUCCAAUCCAAAAUCAAUUCUCUUGAUUACUCCUUUUCUCGUUCAUUACUUCAACCGCACUUGUGUUUAUCCACUGAGAUUGUUCUUCACAACAACGAAAAACACUUCUGGGUUCCCUUUUAGUAUAGCCCUAAUUGCUUUUUUGUUCAAUUUGUUGAAUUCUUAUGUUCAAGCUAGAUGGGUCUCUCACUACAAGAAUUAUGAUGGUGAUGGGUUGUGUUUUUGGUUGGUGUUUUUUUGUGGGGUUUUGGUGUUUUUUUGUGGGAUGGGGAUUAAUGUUUGGUCUGAUAAGGAAUUGUUGAGGCUGAAAGCGAAAGGGAAAGGGUAUGUUGUGCCUAAAGGAGGGUUGUUUGAAGUUGUGAGUUGUCCUAAUUACUUUGGGGAAAUUUUGGAGUGGUUUGGUUGGGCUUUGAUGACUUGGUCUUGGGCUGGGUUGGGCUUUUUUGUUUACACUUUUGCUAAUUUGGGGCCUAGGGCACGUGCUAAUCAUAAGUGGUAUUUGGAGAAAUUUGGAGAGGAUUAUCCUAAGAAAAGGACAGCUGUUAUUCCUUACUUGUAUUGAUUUUUAUUUUUUGUUAUUUAUGAAUUGUUGUAAUUGGGGUCUAUAAGUGUAUUGUGUAAGUUUUGAGGGAUAGAAAAUAAUGAGGAUGUGUGUCUGAUGCAUUGUAAGGAAACAUCAUUUAUCUUGGAUUGACACGGUUCAAUGGAAGUCUGUUUAUUUUUUUCAA